AAACGGCGCUUUCCUCUCCUUCCUCCCAACUCCGGGCUUGUUUUUCUUUCUUUUCCUUUCCUCUCCCGUUCCCUUUCUCCCUGGAAGCCGGGCAGAGACUGUCGGGACUGUGAGCGGCAGCCGGCGCCACUCGGAGGGAAUCAGCUGGAGCGCAGGUCUCGGCUGCGCGCUGCGUCUGGGUUUUGCGGAGCGGCAUUUUUGCGGCGCGCGCGCGCAGCUUCUCGUGGAGAGGUGGAAUAAAACGCGGACGCUUCAAGUUCUCCUGGAAGUUGCGCAGCGACAGAGGAAGAGAUGGGGAUUAGCGGCUGUCUGGCGGCGCCCGGGAAAUGCCUCGUCGUGCUCGGACUUAAAUUGUUAUUCCUUGUACCUGCAGGAGUUCCGGCGCGGAGCGGAGACUCGGUGCUAAAGGACAACAUCACCGUGAGACAGGGGGACAGCGCCGUCCUCAAGUGCAAUGUGGACAGCAAAGUGUCUCGGGUGGCGUGGCUGAACCGGACCACCAUCCUGUUCGCCGGCAGCGAGAAGUGGUCCCUGGACCCCCGGGUGGUGCUGAUGGAGAACACGGCCGUCACGGAGUACAGCAUCAAGAUCCAGAACGUGGACGUCCACGACGAGGGGCCCUACGUCUGCUCCAUCCUCACCAACAAGAAGCCAAAAUCCACGAGAGUGCAUCUCAUCGUCCAAGUUCCCGCCCGGAUCACCAACAUCUCGGCCGACGUGACGGUGAACGAGGGCAGCAGCGUCAACCUCAUGUGUCUGGCGGUGGGCCGGCCCGAGCCCAGCGUCAUGUGGAAGCACCACUCGCCACGAGGAACCUAUAAAUUUGUGACGGAGGGUGAAAACCUGGAGCUGACGGCCAUCACCAAAGAGCAGUCCGGGUCGUACAACUGCAUCGCCUCCAACGACGUCUCCAACCCCGACCUCAGGACCGUGCAAGUCACCGUCAACUACCCCCCCUUCAUCUCCAAGGCCAGGAGUACCGGGACCCCGGUGGGACAGAGAGGCGUCCUGCAGUGCGAGGCCUCGGCCGUCCCCAGGGCCGACUUUGAGUGGUACAAAGAAGACCGCAGGCUCCUCAACGGACUCAACGGGGUCAAGAUCGAGAACCAGGGUCGACAGUCGCUGCUCAUCUUCUUCAACGUCUCCGAGGAAGACUACGGGAACUACACCUGCGUCGCCAUGAACGCCAUGGGAAUCACCAACGCCAGCAUCAUCCUCUAUGGUCCCGGGGCCAUGCACGACGUGAACGGCGCCGCCGUGCUGCCCCACUGCUCCACCUGCCUUCUGAUGACCGUCACCUCACUCUACCUGGUCAAGUUCUGAUGGAGACCCCCCCGACCCCCCACAGCCCCCCUCCCCCACCUCCGCUCCAAGCUUCUCUCAGCACCGAACGGCAAGAACAGACAUUUAGUGCCAGAAGAAGAAUGAAGUUCCGGAUUGGCCGUGGUUGAAACUUGGUUUUCUUUUGGUUUCCCUCUUCCCUUUCCUCCUCCUUCUUCUUCUCUCUGGCUUUGUUUGGAGUCUGUUCUCCUUUAGCUCGCUGAGAGCGAGAGGCUUCGACCGCGGAAGGAAAACAUGUGAUCAUGCACUAAUCUGAUGAUGGUAGAACUACUGAGUUUGUGUAUGCCCGAACCUUUUGUAUGUGGAAAUGAAAAAAGAGAAAAAAACAAAGAAAAAAAUACAUGUAACUGUUGAUAGUUGACUGUUUAUUGCCCAAUAUUGAAGUGUACAUUCAGAUUAUUAUCGUGUCACGUCCUGUUCGAUAUCUGUACAAAACCAUGAAGCUUUUUUAAGGAAAUGACAAAAAAAAAGGGAAAAAAUGCAACGUGAUUGUUGAAUUUUACUGUAUUUUUACAGUCGUAUGCAAACCAGAGAAACUGAUCCUCCACAGAAACACUCCGCGUCAAUAAAACAGUCGUCAUGAUUUCUCAGGCAGGGUCCUCCAGCAGCCACACCGUCACUCCACCGUAGUGUAGAGGUUGUACAGACGUGUACAGAAGAUUCUUGCACUGUUGUUCUUUUCUCUAUUCGUCUUUUUUUAAUGCAUCAAACGGUGUUUCUGAGGUCGGAGGUCAGAGUGGCAGCAGCUCCACCCAGUGGGGGGAGGGGGGAUUAGCAGCUCGCCUCCCGCUGAAGCGCCGCCGCUCAUUUAGAGGAGAAGAUUGAAUUUGGGAACUGCUUUCUGCACGGCUCGUGAUGUUUCCUUUGUAUUUUUACAAUCUUGUUUUCAAGCAGCAGUUUGG
Messenger RNA from Salarias fasciatus (jewelled blenny), 2243 nucleotides. It is a transcript of the gene opcml, whose product is annotated as opioid binding protein/cell adhesion molecule-like. Bases 292 to 1323 code for a protein of 343 amino acids. The transcript has 7 exons. Lineage: Eukaryota; Metazoa; Chordata; Actinopteri; Blenniiformes; Blenniidae. The record is from RefSeq and is a predicted model, not a curated record.